AUCCUUGUGAUUAGCCAACGGGGCCCAAGGCGUCAAGUUAGUAUAGAGGUGUCAACAGUACACAGACUGGUAUUACCCGCAGCUCAUAGUUAGUCACUUGCCGCACUAUAUAGUCAGCCUUACAUUGAUCUCACCACACUAGUUCGAGAUGGCAAAAUACGUAACGUUAUUAGAGGUAGUUGUGAUAGCUGUCAUGGUGGUUGCCGCCUCAGCGCAGACAGGACAAGCAGAGUCGGGAGAGGAGAGGACCCUUGGGUUAUUCAAGAAGAGAGGCGAUAGGAACGCUCAAGCUCAGCCGUACACCGGAGGUCUAUUAAGCGGCCUCUUUGGCUCCUUGUUCGGCGGUGGCAACCCCUACUAUGCACCUGGGUACUACGGCUCUGGAUACGGGUCUGGAUACGGAUCUGGUUACGGGCCAGGAUACUACGGAAAUGGAUUUGGAGGAGGCUUAAACGGAGGAGGAGGUUUAAACGGAGGAGCAGCUUUAAACGGAGGGGCAGGUUUAAACGGAGGUUACAACAGUUACAGUGGAGGUAGCCCGUUUAUCGGAGGUAGACCUGUGAACCCUGGAGGCGGAAGUUUCUAUAGACCCGGAAGCUCAGGGUUCAGCUCUGGAUUUGGGGGGUAUCAACAGUAUCCUGGAGGCUACAGUGGAGGUGGAUUCUUUCGUGACGUACGAGCUACCAAGGACCAUGACGUGGAUAACAGCUGAACAGGAGCAUCAUUUUGUAUAUUUAUUAAUUUUUGUAAUUUUUAUGUAUUUAAAAACUGCCAACAUUUUGUAAAUCUAGUCAUCAACGACAUCAUUUGUAAAUAAAUCUUUGAAUCAA
Homalodisca vitripennis (glassy-winged sharpshooter) is the source of this 830-nucleotide messenger RNA. Its product is annotated as glycine-rich cell wall structural protein 2-like. Bases 149 to 712 code for a protein of 187 amino acids. Lineage: Eukaryota; Metazoa; Arthropoda; Insecta; Hemiptera; Cicadellidae. The record is from RefSeq and is a predicted model, not a curated record. The transcript has 3 exons.